AUGACUGACUCUAUAGAUAUAGAAGAAGUAGGAACAAUGCCUGAUACAUAUAAUAACAUAAGGGACCCUUAUACAAAAACAAAAUUUAUAGAGCAAGAACCAUCCAAGGAAGAUAUAAAUCAAGAGAUCUCAGAUGAAUUAUUAACUCCUUCGAACCAGUUAUCUUGGGACUUGUUAGAUUUGGUUCAAUCUUUGCCACAAGUAAACCAAAACAAACUCUAUGAUGGAUUGCUAAACGUGCCAAAUCCUAUUAGUAGGACAUCCUUUAGAUUUAAACGGUCAGGCAUCGCAGGUACAAUUGAUGGGUAUAAAGAGGAAUUGCGUCUUUCCGAAUUAGAUAAUGCAAAUUCUAGCAACUCAUUAUCCGUCAAUAGGAAAUUUACGUCUAAAAAUGAUGCUUUGAGAGGUAAAUCGACAUUCUUGCCGUUUCAACCCGGUGGUUUGUUGGACAAGAAAUCGAUGAUUAAUGCAGCAAAGGAUGAAUCAGCAUUUUUGCAUAGAAACGAGAUGGGGUUAUUUGAUAUACCUCAAGGUCUAUCUAGGGGUUUAAAUAUACUGGAUUCAACAGUUCUGGAUGAUAAUAUUGCCAGUUUAGAACAAAUUAAAGAAACUCAAGAUUCUCAACCCGAAGAAUUAAUAUCUGAAGGAAAGAAUUUUAUAGAAUCAAAUAAUCUUUUAGAACAAGAUUCCAAAUCCGAUAACCGUCUUCCUUUUGAAUCAGAAGAUAUAGAUGGUAUCGUACCACUGGAUUAUGCAUAUAUGAAACAGUCGAUUGACCAAGCGCCAGAACAAAAGAAAAGUUGGGCUCAUGUCGUUGAUUUAGAUCACAAAUUAGAAAACUUCAGAGACGUCAUUCCAAACAUGGCUCGGGAAUGGCCGUUUGAGCUUGAUACUUUCCAGCAAGAAGCUGUAUAUCAUUUGGAACAAGGAGAUUCAGUUUUCGUUGCAGCCCAUACAUCAGCCGGUAAAACAGUUGUUGCUGAAUAUGCAAUUGCAAUGGCUACUAGAAAUAUGACCAAGGCUAUUUACACUUCACCAAUUAAAGCAUUAUCAAACCAAAAGUUCAGAGACUUCAAAGAAACUUUUAAGGACAUAGAUGUUGGUUUGAUUACCGGAGAUGUUCAAAUAAAUCCGGAAGCCAAUUGUCUUAUUAUGACAACUGAGAUUUUGAGGUCUAUGUUAUAUAGAGGAGCUGAUCUUAUCCGUGAUGUGGAAUUUGUUAUUUUCGAUGAAGUUCACUAUGUGAACGAUAUUGAUCGUGGUGUUGUCUGGGAAGAGGUAAUUAUUAUGUUACCAGAUCAUGUGAAAUACAUUCUUUUAUCAGCAACUGUUCCUAAUACGUACGAGUUUGCAAAUUGGGUUGGUAGGACAAAACAGAAAGAUAUAUACGUUAUUUCAACGCCUAAAAGACCAGUUCCAUUAGAAAUAUUCAUAUGGGCAAAAGAUAAAUUAUUCAAAGCUAUUGAUGCCAAUAGAAAGUUUUCAGAUAUUGAGUUUAAAAAGCAUAAAGAAAUUUUAGAAAAGGGAAAUAAAAAGGAACCUCCCAAUGUCACAAUGGGAGCAGGUAGUCGUGGUGGACGUGGAGGAACCGCCAGGGGUGGUAAUAGAGGUGGAGGUCAAGUAGCAAAUAGAGGUAGAGGCAACUUUCUGGGCGGAAGAGGUGGAUUGACUAGAGACGGGCCAAAUAAAAAUACAUGGGUCUCGCUUGUGCAAUACAUGAAACAACACAACUUAUUACCUGCUGUGAUUUUUGUAUUUUCAAAGAAGAAGUGUGAAGAAUUUGCUGACACAUUGAGCAAUGUAGACUUCUGUAAUGCAAGAGAAAAAUCAGAAGUACAUAUGUUCAUUGACAGAGCAGUUUCCAGAUUAAAGAAGGAAGACCGUGAAUUACCACAAAUAAUUAAAAUCAGAGACUUCUUAAGUAGAGGUAUUGCAGUUCAUCAUGGUGGAUUAUUACCUAUUGUCAAAGAAUGUAUUGAAAUAUUGUUUGCCAAAUCUUUGGUAAAAGUAUUAUUUGCUACAGAAACAUUCGCAAUGGGGUUGAAUUUGCCCACGAGAACUGUUGUUUUCAACACAUAUAGAAAGCAUGAUGGCAGAGGGUUUAGAAACUUGUUACCUGGUGAAUUUACACAGAUGUCUGGAAGAGCAGGUAGAAGAGGUUUGGAUGACACAGGAACGGUUAUUGUUAUGUCUUUCAAUGAACCCUUAUCGCCUACUGAUUUCAAGGAUGUAACUCUAGGUACUCCGACAAAGUUGCUGUCUCAAUUCAGAUUGACGUAUAAUAUGAUUCUAAACCUCUUGAGAAUUGAAGCAUUACGGGUUGAAGAGAUGAUCCAAGCACUCAUUUAG
Molecule: messenger RNA, 2349 nt
Organism: Debaryomyces fabryi
Lineage: Eukaryota; Fungi; Ascomycota; Pichiomycetes; Serinales; Debaryomycetaceae
Exons: 1
Coding region: 1-2349 (782 amino acids)
Biological process (GO): nuclear-transcribed mRNA catabolic process, 3'-5' exonucleolytic nonsense-mediated decay
Cellular component (GO): Ski complex
Molecular function (GO): RNA binding; ATP binding; RNA helicase activity
Source: RefSeq, a predicted model, not a curated record